Messenger RNA from Tarenaya hassleriana, 2248 nucleotides. Its product is annotated as cytochrome P450 4A25-like. The transcript is spliced from 7 exons. NCBI's taxonomy places the organism in Eukaryota, Viridiplantae, Streptophyta, Magnoliopsida, Brassicales, Cleomaceae. Gene Ontology annotation, molecular function: iron ion binding; heme binding; oxidoreductase activity, acting on paired donors, with incorporation or reduction of molecular oxygen. The record is from RefSeq and is a predicted model, not a curated record. The coding region runs from base 124 to 1851 and encodes 575 amino acids.
CAAGUUCGAAGACAAAAAAGUCAAGACGACGAGACGGUAUCCGACACGCCUUUGCCCACAGUUUCGUUUCACUCUCUCUCUCUCUCACCCUUCCAUGCGCCGAUCAGAAUCGGAGCGGAGGAAAUGAACCCGAGGGUCGGUAUUCUAACUUCUCCGGCGAGAUUCCCGGCAGAGACAUACGGCUUUUGGCCAGAGGAAAGCUCUCGUUUCCUCAGGUACUACGCCGUAUGGGAAUUCAACGCCUUCUGCUGGAUCUCGCUCUUCGUUGUCACGUAUGUCCUCUUCGUUAGGGUUUUCGAGCUCUUCAAGCUCUGGUUUCAGGCGAGGAAGCUUACAGGUCCGCCGUGCGAUGGUUUUUCCGGUCAUAGCGCGCUUCUCUCCGGCGCGAAUCUCACCGAUGUAAUAUCCAAUACGCACGAGAAAUAUGGAUCAAUUGUUAAGCUGUGGCUAAGUCCUGCUUCGCUUUUGGUUUCCAUAAAAGAUCCAGAACUGAUCAAACAAGUGCUCUUAAAGGCUGAAGAUAAACUACCGGUGGGUCGAAAAGUUCUCCGAAUGGCAUUUGGCCGCUCAUGCCUAUUCGCAUCUUCGUUUGACGAGUUACAGGAAAGAAGACAGUUGUUAACAGCGGAGUUCGAUCGGAGGUCUCUUGAAAUAGCAAAUGGUUUACCCAGCAAGCUCUUGGGGUCUAUCAUUGGACAAAUGAACCUGGCAGGAGGAGGCCUCGAUUGCAACGUGGUCGCUCAGCAUAUGGCCUUUACCUUACUGGGGAGUUUGCUGUAUGGGGAAGCAUUCUUGGGGUGGAAUAAGGCAACCAUUUAUAAGGAUAUGCUGUUGAAGAUUGUCGAGGGUUCUCGUUUUUGCACUUCAUAUCGCAUUACUCCAAUCUGGAAUCGGGAAUUUUGGAGGUAUCGGAAGUUGUGUACAACAUAUAAAUGCUUAACUAAUGACAUUCUUCAGCGAUGCAGAAUGUGCUGCAUGCUUCCAUCUUCGGCAGACGAGAGGUCACAUGAUAAGCCUGACGGUAGUGAAGUGGAGCACUACCAUGGUGUUCCUAACCAAACUACUGGACUAUCUUUUUCUGGUUCUGUGCUAGAUUAUGGUUCCUCCAAGCAGUUUAAUGGCCAUCCGGAUCCAAGAGAGGAGCUAUAUGGAAAUAUUACCACUGUAAUGUUUCAUGGUUUCUUUACAACUGCAGAUCUGAUUGGGAAUGUCUUGGCAAGUCUUGUCGCUCACCCAGAGAUACAAAAUGAACUCUAUUCAGAGAUGGUUGCCUUACGUAAGGCCUCGACAAAACAAGAUGAACAUGAUGUUCAUCAUAUGCAUUUGCUGCUGGCAACUAUCUAUGAAUCUGCUCGUCUUCAGCCAGCAAGACCUCUGCUACAGAGAUGUCUGAAGCAUGAUCUAUGCCUAAAGAAUGGAACAACAAUACCUGCUGGAGCCAUAGUCGUUGUGCCCGUACAAUUGGUGCAGACAGAUCCUUCUAUUUGGGGAUGUGACGCUACUAAAUUCAAUCCCUAUCGAUUUCUCUCCCAAGCAUCUGACACGGUCCACGACUCAUCGCUCACAGGUUCCCAGAAAGAUGAGGGAGAGACGAGUCCCGCGAAAUUCGUGUUGAAGGAUCCAAAGGAGGACAUAACAUUACUUUCCUUCGGUGGGGGCCUGCGUUCCUGUCUGGGCGAGAAGUUUGUGAUACAGGGAGUCGCUAGCUUAUUGGCAUCACUGCUCGAGCACUACGAGAUAAAGAGUCAGCCGGGCUCAAAGCAGAAGCAAGAGCCAUCACAAGCAGGUGAUAACUACGUUAUUCGCCUCCCGCAGAAUCCAGAGAUCGCCCUCGUGCCCAGGACCAACUAAAAGAUAGACGUCAACAACAACAAAUCAGAGGUAUGUGUAGUAAAAUGCUAAAGCCAUAUAGUUAGUGGAAGUUUUUGAGCUCAUGUUUUGGUGUAUCUCUUACACCCCCGACAGUGCUUGAGCUUACCACGUACACAUCUUUUCAUAUUCUCUAUGUUUUUUUAAUGGGGGCUCUUCCCCUGUUUUGGUGUGGGGUUUUUUUUUUUUUUCAAAGGGUUUUGGAGUGUCCUUCUCUGUUGAUUGUUCAUCAAGUUUUUUUUGGGGGGACCUCUCUAAAACUCUAUGAACUGUAUUAUGCUCCAAUGUUUUGUAUACUGUGUGCGCUCUAUGUUUGAAGACUUGUAGUCUAUGUUCGCAGUUUUUUUUUUCAAUUGAGGAAAUAUAUAUUAUGUUUGUA